This is a messenger RNA of Annulohypoxylon maeteangense, 1198 nucleotides long. Its product is annotated as Sec1-binding region of Mso1-domain-containing protein. Lineage: Eukaryota; Fungi; Ascomycota; Sordariomycetes; Xylariales; Hypoxylaceae. Bases 146 to 913 code for a protein of 255 amino acids. The record is from RefSeq and is a predicted model, not a curated record. The transcript has 2 exons.
GACGCUUACGACACUUACUCAAUUCCGACCGAACCCUCGAAACAAGACAUACCUGGCACCUCGCAUAAUCGCCCCCAUCUCAGACGCAUCAUCUCACCCCGAACUCGCAGCCGCUCCCGGGAACCGCUCGACCGGCACAGCAGCCAUGUCGGCGUGGUACAGCAACAUCGUCGGCGCGACGAGCUCCAAGAUCUCGAACCUGCAACGCACGUUCCUAAACAGCGAAGCCGACGGCGACACUGAGGACGACACUUACGUGUGCCGGGUCCUGCGCUCAUACUAUACCGAAAAGGGGCAGUCAUUCCCCGGCUGGCUACCCCCCGACCCGAAAGCCCCUCCCCCCGUCGCUGCCGUCUACGCUCAGCCUGCCUCCGUCGGUUCACGGUACGGUGGUCUCACCCAGCAGCCUCAGGGUGGCGGGUUAAGUUCCCUUUGGGACAAUAACCCCGUGUCCCAGCCCCAAGACGCGCAGAGUUUAAGAAGGGGACGCGGAGCGCCGCCCGCGGCGAGGAUGGGAGAUCCGAGGGGCAGUAGUAGCAGCAGCAAUCUGCUCCGCACCGAUGACGUGCCCGCGAGGCCGCUGCCGAGCCAGCGCGCCGGCAGCUACCAGACCCCCGGCGGAAACGGGUACGCGAGGGACACGGGGACGGCGCCGCCGGCGACGGGCGGGUCAGCGCAGGACCGGUUGAAGCAGAGGUUAUUCGGGGGAUCGCGGACGGCGAGUCCCGCAGGAAGCGGUCCAUUUAACCCACCGCCGCAGCAGGGCGGGUCUAGGGGUGGUGGUGGUGAUAGCUACGAGGAUAGGUUUACGCCAGGAGGCAUGUACGAUGGAGGGAGCGGGGGCCGAUCCGCAGGAAGACGGCCCGGCAUUUCGGGCGGCGGAGGCUUACCGAGCGGGCCGCGAAUGAGAUGAUUGCGAUGCGAUGCGACGCGAGGGGCUACGUGGGGUUGCGAGAUCAUUCCAUUCGGUGGGUAGACCGACGAGUCUGCCUAUGCUGGGGUUGGGAUUCAUUGUAGGGGGUAUGAGGCUCAGUGAGGCUAUAGCGAAAGCCGAGAUUGCGGCGGUCAGGACGUGCAUGCGGGCAACGUUGCGAUGCGAUACUACAGAACUGCAGACGGCUGCGCCCCCUUUUUUCCCGGUCCGCUCGAUUUCGGAACCCCUUCGCCUCGGCCUCGCAUCCGAAUUACCAGCGAAUAC